UAGGAGCUGCUGUAGAGAAAUACAUGUCUUCCAGCUGCAAGAAAAACACCCACUUCACCCAGUUUGAUGGCUUUCUGGAGCAGAGAGUGACAUGGGAACAUUCAGGGGUUUAUGUGGAUCCCUGUGGCCAAGUGUUUCCUUCCAGCCGGACCAACACUCAGAGCUUCUACUCCCAUCUUCCCGGACACACCCACGGCCAUGGUAACAGCCACGACUCCCAGCAUGCCUCUGGACCAGGCCAUGCCAGCGGGUCUGGACACAGACACAACCAUGCCCACGGCCACCAGCACUCCCAGGGAGCCAGCAGUGGCCCCAGGAACACCCCCAGACCAGGCCUUGCCCCUGGCCCCAGACAUCACCACAGCCACAGUCAUGCUGGGCGGGCUAGCAGCCACAACCACGGCCCUCCUUCCCCCCCAGAGCAUCCCUUCCAGCCCCAGCAGGAGCCUGAGGAGGAGGAGAGGGUUCAGAAGGAGGAGUCUGGAUAUGAACACGCUGAGGGGGAGGAGUCACAUCAGGCUCCGCCCCCUGGGAACAGAGACGCUUCCCGCCUCAUGACAUAUCUACAGGAGAAACAGGUCCAGGACUUGACCAAUAAAAUUGUGUCCCUUCGUGAGGCAUUUCAUUCACUCCUGACACAGGACACCACAAAAAACUUCCUGCUAGUUGCAGGAAGGAUGAUUCUUUCAGGGCUGGUCCAGCUCAACCAGGUGGAUGUUAGUUCCAUCAGCACAUCGUUCAACCGCCUGGUGAGCUACAUUGAAGAUCCCGCCCACAGGGCUGGGAUAGAGAGGGAGCUGGCCUCUGUCAAUAUCCAUCACACCAACUUCCUGGAUAUUGUGUAUGAUUUCAUCAUCCUGGGAGUGAUGAAAAACAAUGCUGCCUUGCCUCCACAAAACAAGCAGGAACAGGGAUUUCUUGAUCACCUUUUUAAGGUGCUGGAGCCAAUCCUAACUCCUCCAACUGGAUGGCAGCCCUGUGCCAAAAUGUUCCAGGAAGUCCUUCAGGUCCAGCUAAUGAAGUUGCUAGACAGCAUCUUAGAUCUGGACGAGUCCACCUUCAGCCAAGCUGACGUCCUAUCAGCUGUGCUCUUCAGCCGGCUGGAGGGAAUCAUCCAGGAGCUGCUGGGAGAUCUGGAUGGCUGCUGACUUUCACAGCCAGACCU
Osmerus eperlanus (European smelt) is the source of this 1165-nucleotide messenger RNA. RefSeq lists its product as uncharacterized. The transcript has 9 exons. NCBI's taxonomy places the organism in Eukaryota, Metazoa, Chordata, Actinopteri, Osmeriformes, Osmeridae. The record is from RefSeq and is a predicted model, not a curated record. Bases 24 to 1148 code for a protein of 374 amino acids. Gene Ontology annotation, biological process: mitochondrial fusion.